CUAGAGACGACGAGAUAUCUUUCUUUUUAUCUGAGCGCAUUUUUACAAUGUCCUUUUGGCUAAUUUCAUGCUGCGAUUUGGCUGUUUUCAUAAGUUUUCCACCUAGCAACCUUGUAAACAAUAACUUCUUUUGCCGGAUUAUGGAGCUGUGCUCUAACUAUCGUUCCCAAUUACAAUCGUCAGAUAGUGAUUCUGAUGGAAGUGAGAAAGAGCCGGCAGUUUGGAAAAGGGCUCCUAAAAAACAAUCCAACAAUUCUGAAAGAGCUACGGGAUUCACUCAAAUAAAGGAAUCACCUGAUAAGAAAGAUGAUCAAAGUACUGAAUUGAACACUAAAACUUCUCUUAAAAGAAAGAGAAAUAAUAUAUGGUGUGAGGUUUUGGAAGAUCAGAUAAUGUCAGAAACUUUGAAUCAUUGUGGUCUGAAAAAUAAGCCAAAAAACUAUAAGGCUCGUGGUGAAGAAAGCUAUGAUUAUACGCUCAAGUAUCAAGACCCUAGAAAUGUCAAAGACUUAGAAAGGCGCAUGUCAACGGAUGAAAUGUCGGAAUCUUCUGAUGAUAAUAAUAGCAUUUCUUCAGAUUCCCACAGACACAAACGGAAAAAGGUUCGAAGAAUGGAUGUUGAAAAGGACUAUUCAGAAGGUGGCUCAAAAAGUAGUUUCAAAUAUAAAAAAAAUCUCUUGCGAACUGAAGAGUUUGUGAGGUUAACUAAAGAAGAAAUAGAAACUGCUAGGAAGAUAAUUAAAAUUUUAAAUGAAAAGAAACAGUACAUUAUAUAUCGAGUGGUCAAAAUCCUUGGAAUUGAAAAAGCACUAAACCUUUUGAAAAUGACUGAACAAGUUGAAGAAAGUGGAGGCAUGAUGAUAAUGAAUCAGGCACGAAGGAGAACACCAGGUGGAGUCUAUUUCCAGCUGCUCAAAAAUGACAAGGAUGUCACACAGGAAAUGCUUGACAAAAUUUUUGAAGGGGAAAUGUCAGCUAUAGACCUAAAGAAGCACUUCGCAGAACGCAAGAAACAAAAAGCAGAGGCAAAAAAAUUGCGAAUGGAAAAGAAGUUACUAGAAAAUGCAAUUUCUCAAACAUCUGAAAAUAAAGAGAGAAGUGGUGAACAUGAAUCAACCGAAAUGGAGGUCACAGGGCUACUUGAAGAACCAAAUGGAAUAAGUAAUGAGGGAGAAACAAAAGCUGCUGAAAUAGAAGAUGGAGAAAUCCCUAAUUGAUUUGCAGUAAAAUGAUUCAUCUAUGUACAGUGUUUUAAGCCAUUUUCUGAAUUGAAAGUGUAAAGCUCAUUAUUUGUAAUUGUUAUUCAUUAUAUGUGAAAUAA
Molecule: messenger RNA, 1321 nt
Organism: Uloborus diversus
Lineage: Eukaryota; Metazoa; Arthropoda; Arachnida; Araneae; Uloboridae
Product: phosphorylated adapter RNA export protein-like
Exons: 5
Coding region: 48-1217 (389 amino acids)
Biological process (GO): snRNA export from nucleus
Cellular component (GO): nucleus
Source: RefSeq, a predicted model, not a curated record